UGAGAGAACCUACCCUUUUAUGAUAAUCAUAAGUGUUUAAUAAUUAAGUUGUAUCGUUCCUAAUCAAUAUUAUACUCAAUUACAUAAUAAAUUAAGAGUUAUUUUUCCUUCAUAGAAAUACAAUAUUUUAUGCAUGAUAUUAAAAGAUGUCCUGUUAAAUAUGUAAAUGCAAACGCUAGAAAUUGCUUAGAAAUGCGUUUGCGUAAAAUCAAUCUUAUGGAAGGGAAUACCUUCACACAACUGUAUGUAAAACUCAACUCCUUAAAUGUACAACGACAUAAAACAAUUUCUCCAUCCUCAUUAUGUUAAAUUUAUCAAUUUAAAUACAUAACGAAAAAUGAACACGAAUCAGACAAAAAAUCAAAUGGACAAGGAAUUGAAACUUGUCCAUCAGUUCCUUAUAGACCAUGAUUUUGAAAAUACUGCCGAUGCAUUGAUGGUAGAAGCAACAAUAAAAGGUUUUAAACAUUGUAAGAAAGAUUUACAGAUCGAGAGUGAUAUUUAUGAAAAUUAUUAUGAACAAUUGAUGUUCAGUUAUAAAACAGGAGAUUGGAGAACAUUCUUCAAUCUAUGGAAUUUGAUAAUAUCUGAAGAUGUUAGACAAACAAAAUCUUGUAAAAUUUUGAUGUUACAUAUAUAUGUAUAUUUUGCAAUGUUGCCUAAACGCAUGUCAAUUUUACAUUGGUAUAAAGAAAAAGAUGAAGUACAGACUAUAGGUGAAUCUAUGACAUCACAUAGUCAACAAGAUUUUGAAUGUGAAGAGAAUUCUAUGACUGAAACAGAGAAAAACAUGAAUGAUAGUAUGGAACAGUUACGUAACUUUCUAAACACAACAGGUAAAGAAUUAGAAAAAGAUAGUGAUUUAAGACCCUAUUUUGCAUUACCUUUUAUGGAGGAUCCAUAUGCAGAACCGUUUCUUUCUAAAAUAUUUGAAAAAAGUUGGUCAAACAAACUGACAAAUCAUUUACAGCUAUUUCUCAAAAAGUAUAAACAACAAAGUUUUAGUGAUACAAAGUAUAAUGAUGAAAAUUCAAACAAAUUUUCUUCAAGUUAUACAUCCUUAUCAGAAGAUCUUAAGAAAGAUGUAAUGACAAAAAAGACAAUUAAGAACACUAAUGUACCAAUCAUACCAAAUGAUAGAAACAUUCCAAUAUUCCUAGAAAAUGAUGAACUUGAAGGACAAUUUAAUUUGUAUGACAAUAUCAAAUGUAGUCAAAAGUCAAAAAGCAUACAGACAGUAUCAAUAAAUUCUUCAGAAGAAGAUAUGUGUUCGUCACAUUUUACCAGGAAGAAUAAAAAAUUGAUACAGUGCACUCAAGAAUUGGCAGUAACAAAAUCUCAUUUAUGCAGUGUUCAUUCAAAUUAUGAAAAAUUAAAAGUUAGGUUUCAUAAACUGCACGCUGAUUAUCAUAAAUUGAUGAGCAUUGCAAGAAUAUUAACAACUGCUUUAGAAGAUUCAGUAAAAGGACAAGCAAUUGAUUUCCAGGCUAUGUUAGAAACUUGCAUAAAAAUUUUCCCAGAUUUGUUUAAUCAAAAUAUAAAAGACAGUUCACAUUGUUCAUCAGAAUUAUUGUUAGAUAAAUCUCAUUCCAACAUGAAAACCAUUGAAUAUUCAAACUCAUACAAUGUAUUUAUUCCUCCAAAAUUAUUGGAUUUCAAAAAAAUCAAGUUACAUCUGAUUAACGGAAGUAUUAAAACCAAAUUAUUCCUUUUACAAGCGCUAAGAAGAAAAAUAACAUUCAGUCAAUCUGGAGAGAGAGAUGAAACAGUGCAUGAAUAUAUAAGUAAAGAUUUGUUAGGACUUCAUAGUCAAAUUGCCAGUUACAGAGGCAAAUCUAUACUACCAUAUUUAUUAACUUCACAAAAUAUUAUUAUACCACAUCCUUUACAACAAUCAGUCGCAAGAUUAUUGAACGCAUUGGCAUCGUUUAGAUGUGGAAGGGACUAUUUAUCAUUUGAUUCUACUGUCGUUGAUAUGGUAUUCAAGUGCCUGAAUAGUAUUUCUAAUAAUGAUAUAGACACAUUGACUUGCAACAUGAUGAUUGCAAUGUUACAAAAGUUAUCUUUACGUAAACAACAAAGAAUUUAUAUGAUAGAAAAUGGGUUAGUGGAAUGGUUGAUCCAUCAUCUGUAUGAUCAGUGCCGUGUUAUAGAUUCUUAUCGACUGGAAUAUGCUACAGCUCUUUUGAUGAAUUUGUCGCUACAUCAAGUAGCUCAAAAAAGAGCGUCAGCUUUAGCGCCUUUACUUAUUUCAACUUUAGUUGAUUUACUUUUAAUGGAUCAUAUAUCGGCAUUACCAUACAUUAAUGGGGCCUUAAAUAACUUCUUAACGAAUCCUUCGAUCAACGAAGAAGCAAGACGAAUAAAAUUUUCGUCUAUAAUAGAACAGUACAGUAAAUACAAAACUGGAGAAAUAAGGAAACACCUGGAUCAUAUUCUAAAGAUACAUAGAGGUGAAAUUACUAUUAAAACGGAAGACGAAGAUAUGGCAGACAAUGAUAACGAGGAAUUUGAUGUAUUGGAAACUCAAUUGGAAGAAAACGAUCCAGUAAAGAAUAAUUACGGAGAAUUGUGUGGAGAAUCAUUAUUAGAAUCAUGUUAUACAAUUUUACCAAAAGCAAUUAACAAAAACGAGAUAAUACCCGAUGAAUUAUCAUUUUCACAGAAAUUUAAAACAGAAGCAACGAAUUCUGCCAUGCAUAAUAAUCAAAUUAAGAGUUUAUCUUCUGAACGUGAAUCGAUGCAACAUGAAGAGAUUUUACCAAGAAAAUUGGCAAACAAAAAACCUAACGUGAAAACUAAAAAUAAUAUUAUAGUACUAAAAAAUUCUGUUGAAAAGACAAUGUUGUAUCCAAAAUCGCAGCCACGUGUAAUCGAAUUAAAGUAUUCCUCGACAAAGGAUCAGGAAAUUUCGAAGUUGCAAAUUGCAGAGAACAAAAAAUGGAACUCGAUGAAUGAUAAGAACUUAUAUACUUUUGUAAAAGAAACUCAUAACGAGAGUGCCAUGUAUCUCUAUGAAAAUCAUACUUCGAAGUUUGUUAUAUUUUACUCGGAGUAAGAGUCAUACAACAAGAUGAUUAAAUGAAUUUU
Messenger RNA from Frieseomelitta varia, 3090 nucleotides. Its product is annotated as lisH domain-containing protein ARMC9-like. The coding region runs from base 338 to 3058 and encodes 906 amino acids. Gene Ontology annotation, molecular function: protein binding. Gene Ontology annotation, cellular component: centriole; ciliary basal body; ciliary tip. The record is from RefSeq and is a predicted model, not a curated record. Lineage: Eukaryota; Metazoa; Arthropoda; Insecta; Hymenoptera; Apidae. Gene Ontology annotation, biological process: cilium assembly. The transcript is spliced from 15 exons.